This is a messenger RNA of Hyposmocoma kahamanoa, 2835 nucleotides long. RefSeq names its product G protein-activated inward rectifier potassium channel 3-like. The transcript has 9 exons. NCBI's taxonomy places the organism in Eukaryota, Metazoa, Arthropoda, Insecta, Lepidoptera, Cosmopterigidae. Gene Ontology annotation, cellular component: plasma membrane. Gene Ontology annotation, molecular function: inward rectifier potassium channel activity. Bases 475 to 2400 code for a protein of 641 amino acids. Gene Ontology annotation, biological process: potassium ion import across plasma membrane; regulation of monoatomic ion transmembrane transport. The record is from RefSeq and is a predicted model, not a curated record.
AACGCACGUUUUAAAUUGAAACUAGAGUUCCUUUCGGCCAUUGCUGUUACUGAUAAAAUAAUAAUGCCUAAAAAGAAAUAAAUUAAUUUUCCGAUAGUAUUUUGUUUCAUAUUUUACUGGAACAUGUGCUAAAUUGUGAAAUCGUGCUAAUGACAUUGCGGGUUGCACGCUUGUCCGUUGUCGCAUAUAAAAAUUCUGUGAUAAUAUUUUGCUGUGCUUUCGAAUAAAACCAGUGUAAAAUUUUUUUGUUGGUUUUUGUUUAAUAUUUGGAGAUUUUAUUUCGAGUGACCUUAUAUAAAAACUCUCUAUGAUAGGUCCAUAUAUGAAGUGUCAACAUUUCUACCCCAAACAUUAUGAUUUACAAAUGGAUAUUAUGAUAAGAGUGAAGUGUUGCCAAGAAACUAAAAACCCAAAGUGACGAAGUGCCCUGUAGGUAGUCUGUUAGUGCUACGUUCCGUGCUCUUUUAAUAGAAAAUGUCUGAUAAAACGUCGUCGUCGGUGGGCCCGAGGAGCUUCGAGACUAUCUCGGAAGAAGACCUCGCCUCGCCGUGGGAGAAGCUGUUAGGAGAUGUAAAGCAUGCUGUUCCUUCUAUUGUGAAGACCAACGCGUCGAGUACUACCAUCGAAGAGGUGUCGGGGCACCCCCAAGUUUUGGACUUGGAGGCAAAUAAGCUGACAAGGUCCAAGAGCCUGAACCAGCGGAGAAACAGCAGCAACGGUCUUCUGAGCUCUAUCCCGCGGCAGCUGAGGCUGUCUCUCCGAGGUGUACGCAGCGAACCAUCUAGCGUGAAAGACGUUCCGACCACGAGGAAUGAUAGCUCCCUUAACCUUCUUCUUAGAUAUCGCCAAGCCCGUUACGCAGCUCGACGCGUGCGUAAGCGAGUAAUUUUCAAGCACGGAGAAUGUAACGUCGUUCAAUGGAACGUGGCCAAACGCAGGCGCCGAUACUUGCAGGACAUCUUCACUACCCUUGUGGACGCACAGUGGCGCUGGACGCUGCUCAUAUUCUCCCUCUCCUUCAUUCUCUCCUGGUUACUCUUCGCUCUCAUCUGGUGGCUCAUCAUCUUCACCCAUGGCGAUCUCAACCCCCCGCCGCCAAACACCACCGCUCCAAUUCCGUGCCUCAAUAACGUCAACACCUUUACUGGCUGUUUCCUCUUCUCCAUCGAGACCCAACACACAAUUGGUUAUGGCUCAAGAACCACUAAUGAGGAGUGUCCUGAAGCGAUCUUUGUUAUGUGCGUGCAAAGUAUUGUCGGUGUUUUCAUCCAAGCAUUUAUGGUGGGUCUAAUAUUUGCAAAGCUGGCGCGGGCCAAAAAGCGUAACACCACCCUCCUGUUUUCGAGGAAUGCGGUGAUCUGUUUGAGAGACGGGGAAUUUUGUCUACUAUUCCGAGUUGGAGACAUACGCAAGUCGCAUAUUCUCGAAGCCCACAUACGCGCUCAAAUUAUUCGUAAAAAGAUAACCAGGGAAGGCGAAGUGCUGCCGUUCUAUCAACAGGAGCUAAAGGUGGGAGCUGAUGGAGAGGAAGAUAGGUUGAUGUUCAUCUGGCCCAUGACAAUAGUGCAUAAGAUUAAUGAGAAGUCACCGCUAUACGGGUUAUCCGCUUCAGAUAUGUUGAAGGAAAGAUUUGAAAUAGUUGUUAUGCUAGAAGGAGUAAUCGAGUCGACGGGGAUGACGACGCAAGCUCGCAGUAGCUUCUUGCCAUCUGAGGUGCUAUGGGGACACCGCUUUGAGACCAUGGUGACCUUCAGAAAGGAUACUGGCGAAUAUGAGGUCGACUACACGCGAUUCAACAACACUUAUGAGGUCGAUACUCCUCUUUGCUCUGCUAAGCAACUUGAUGAGCUACGAGCUACUGUUUCUACUUCCCAGAAACUUGAUCGCAUGUUAGGCCUUCCGAAAACAUUCUCUAAUGAUACAUUAGACCUAAGUUCCGUGGACUCCAUGUCCUUAGAUGAGCACAUCGAAAUCAAGAUCCCUGAAGCUAGAGCAAGGGAAAACAGGCAAUUGGCACAAAACAACUUUGUACAACACAUUAAUGAAAAAUCUAGAAACGCAAGCCACACACAUUUGACGGUAGAAAACGCACAAGAACUACUUCCUAAGAAUCAUAUUGAAAAGAGUUUAGAAACAAAAGAAAGUCAUCAGGCUUAUCACGGCCAUCAUGGAAAGGAUCAUCACGGGAAAGAAGGACAUCACAUGCACAGAAGCAAUAGUCACGCGAAUAUGAAGAAAGCGCAUGGAUUGAUCCCCAACGGAGUUGGUCACAUCGUGAAUGGUCACCACCAUGAUUAUGAACAUAGUAAAAUUAAAAAAUCUCCAAGCGAAACGUUCAUCGAGGAGAAGUCGCCAGUGAUCCCCAUCCUGGUGACGUCUGCCGAUCCCGAGCCCGCCUGACGCCUUUUGCGAUGCUAUAACCUGUUGCUGGUACGUGAGUUCCAAAAACUCAAAGGGAGCCCAUGUUCACUUUCGAUUUGUAGAUUAGGUAAUACAAGCAGUGUACUAAAUGAUAGUGUGUCUUUGCAGCGUUAGAUGAACAAAAUUGUUGUUUUCUGAGACUCCGUAUUUCGUAGUCUGUGGCAUAAACUUUGGAGAAUUUUUCUGCUAAGCCGGUCUUAUUAGACCUCCGAAGUUCUUGAAUGUAUAGUGUAAAUGAUGGUGUGACACAAGUCUUCCAAAAUGGAUAAUUGGCCAAAUUUCGCACGCUAUGUGUAAUAAGGCCACAUCUGCAAAAUAACAACUUUUCAAGAGAGAGAGUUUUAAAAGUUUGUACGAACGAAAUUAGUCGUUAACUUUUUAUUCUUAAGUAUAGACAUAAAAUUUCACAUAUAC